Molecule: messenger RNA, 2009 nt
Organism: Theobroma cacao (cacao)
Lineage: Eukaryota; Viridiplantae; Streptophyta; Magnoliopsida; Malvales; Malvaceae
Product: glutamate receptor 2.9-like
Cellular component (GO): membrane
Molecular function (GO): ligand-gated monoatomic ion channel activity
Source: RefSeq, a predicted model, not a curated record
UUUUCACAUUUGGCACCAAGAAAAGUUAGAACAAAAAAGAGAAAUUUAGGUGAAGCAAUGGAUAGCAAAAUGGUUUUUGCCUUGCUCUUGGUGAGUCUUGCACUACUACUUCUGUUUCCAUCAAUAAAUUGCAGUACAGGGAUAGGAGAUACAGCAGGUGGUGGUGAGUUCCCUGAUUCUUUUCGUGCAGUUUCAGACUGCAGUUUCAGUUCUUCAGUUGAGUUCCAACAAGAACAGCAUAUUGCUUGGGAGAUGAGCAUACGCGGUUUUAACGGCAUAACUGGACCUAAAAUGGCGUUAACCUUCCAAGAUUUGUACGGUAAUUCUACUCCGGUAGUACUUUCAGCUUUCUACGGAGACAAAAAAGGCCACAUGGAUGAUAUAGAUAUUGUCACCCUCGUUUUAACUUACUGUUCGAACAACAAGAUGCGGAAGCUUUGGGCCCUUAUUAUAAUGGAUGACCCUAUAUCACUCUCAACAACGUCCUCGCCACUUCUAGGCACUAUAAACAAUACAUUUCGUGGAACCUACAGAAGCCAGGACUCGAGUUCCGGUGGCGCCGGAAAUAAGAUGAUCGACGGGGCACUGGUGAUAUCAAAUACUACCCAGUUUUUGAGCGUAAAUAUUAAUGACAAGAACUACAGAACACUCACAGAGCUUUAUAACUCUUUUGAUGAACUGGUUGAGAAGGUUGUCGUUGAGGUAUCGCAUAGAUAUAUAAAGAAGUGGUUUCAUAGAGCGGUUGGUGACAUAGAAAUUACAGCAGAUCAUAACCAGCCUCGGGUAUUCUAUCAGCGACGUUCGGAAUCACGGUUCACGAUGGUAGUUAAGGCAAAACCCAACGAAUUGGACAGAUUUUGGUGGUUCCUAAGCCCCUUCACACUAGAGAUGUGGCUUACUUUAGUAGCUUUGAGUGUAUUUACAGGAUUUGUUACCUGGAUAAUUGAAGGGCAGAACGAGGAUGGGCCUAAUUUGGUAGAAGCUCUGCUAUUCUUUGUGCAUAGAGAUGCACCAAGGAACAGAUUAACUAAUUUUGUGCAGGUCCCAUGGUUAUUCCUGGUCCUGGUUGUCACUUCAACCUAUACAGCGAGUUUUUCUUCCACGGUUACAAGCUCAGAAACUAAGCCACCUUGCUUAGAUAUGGAAAACCUCAAGAUAACAAAUGCUAUUAUCGGUUGUGAUGGAGAUUCUAUUAUCUUCCGUUAUUUAGUUGAAACCCUUGGGUUCAAACGAAAGAAUAUCAAGAACAUCGCUCAAUCUUCAAUCGAUGAUUACGCAGAGGCUCUAUCAACUGGGAAUAUAAAGGCUGCAUUCUUUUCAACGCCUCAUGCCGAUGUUUUCCUCGAGAAAUACCGCAAAGGCUUCAGCGCGUGGGAACCAAUCCGUAAUCUACGCGAUUCCACAAUUGUGUUUCCACGGGGUUCUCCUUUUGUUUCAGAGAUGUCUAAGUUCAAGCAAAUGAAGGGAUACAUGCUAUCUUUUUUGGAUUGUUCAGGUUCAACAAUUGAUGGCACCAUGAAACAAGGAAUAGGACCAGGCCCCUUCUCAGGUUUGUUUUUUUUAUCAGGCGGUGCAUCUGCAAUUGCGAUGUUAAUCACGGUCAUUCGUCUGAUUGAAAGACGUUGGGAGAACUACAUUCAGAGAAUGUUGAUGGGUAGAGAACUUUGGGUGUGGCUCACUACUCUGUUUCCUCGAAACCAGAGGAGAAAUGAGCUUCAAAUUCAAGUCCAAGGAUAAGUUCCCCCUUCCAAACACAACCCAGCAGCUCCUGGUACAUUAUUAUAGUAUCGACUAACCCAUCAAAUUAGCAUACCAAAAAGGGCAGGGGUUAGAUUUCAUUUCCCUUCACUUUGAUUAGCAUAAUUACACGAGUAAAUAAGGUGGCGUGGGUUGCCACAUGACCUUAAUCCAAAUGAUAAAGUUGGUGUGGGGUUUGUUUUUGAGAUGCUAAUUAUAUACUUGAGAAGUCCUUUUCUUCCUUAUACUGGAUUGAUAUUUUCUUUCUUGAA